Messenger RNA from Hippoglossus stenolepis (Pacific halibut), 4607 nucleotides. It is a transcript of the gene pde11al, whose product is annotated as phosphodiesterase 11a, like. The transcript has 20 exons. Bases 151 to 3165 code for a protein of 1004 amino acids. Lineage: Eukaryota; Metazoa; Chordata; Actinopteri; Pleuronectiformes; Pleuronectidae. Gene Ontology annotation, biological process: signal transduction. The record is from RefSeq and is a predicted model, not a curated record. Gene Ontology annotation, molecular function: protein binding; 3',5'-cyclic-nucleotide phosphodiesterase activity.
UGUUGUUCUACUCCAGAGACAGGGCUUCAUCUCUCUGACUGACAGCUGUGGCUCCUCUCUCAGGCUCCAUCAGAUACACUGGAUGUGCUGGACCACAUGUGCUCCCAGUGUUUCAGAGGAGAACACAAUGGACGAGCUCAUGUGGGGUGAAUGAAGAAAUGUUAUGAGGACAUCACUUCUUUGACAAGCUCAGCUGCAGCCUCCUCUCUCCUCUCUCCUCUCUCCUCUCUCCUCUCUCCUCUCUCCCUCUCCUCUCUCCUCUCUCCCCUCACCCACUCGACCAGAAAGUCUUGUUCCAUCCACACUGGAAUUGUCUCACUUGGCCCCUUCACAGCUGCUCUCACCAUGACAACAUUUGACUUCUCGGAUAUAGCAGCGUUUCUGGACUGCCAUCCGGAUCUCUUCGAGGAGUAUCUGGUCCGCAAGGCGAAGUGUGACCAGGUCAGCAGGUGGUUGAAGGAGCAUCAGCCGUCGAAGGUGUCCACGGCCGAUGAGAAGCGCGGCGCCGCCUGCAGGGACCCGCUCUGGUCGGGCAACCCGGACGGGCUCCGGCGCCGAUCGUCCCACAUGGAGCUGCGGCGGAACUUCGCCCGGUCCAAAGCCACCACCGCGCACCGGACCUACGACGAGCACGUUAGUCAUAUCGACCACGAGUCCCAGUCCAGCAUGAGGCGCCGUGCGCUCCUGCGUAAAGCCAGCUCCCUGCCUCCGACCACCGCGCACAUCCUGAGCGCCCUGCUGGAGUCCAGGGUCAGCGUGCCCCAGUACGCGUCCAGCGCCAUCGACUACAAAUACCGACUGAAGGAAACCAACGAGCGAGAGUUUUUCCUGGAGUUAGUGAAGGACAUCUCCAACGAUCUGGACCUGACCAACCUGAGCUAUAAGAUCCUGAUCAACGUGUGCAUCCUGGUGGACGCAGACAGGUGUUCGCUUUUCCUCGUUGAGGGACCCGCGCACAAGAGGACCCUUGUGUCCAAAUUCUUCGACGUGCACUCGGGCACCACGGUCAGACCAUCCUCCUGCACACUGAACUCCAAUGAGGUGCAGGUGCCGUGGGGAAAGGGGAUCAUUGGGUAUGUGGCAGAGCACGGGGAGACUGUGAACAUCCCAAAUGCAUAUGAGGAUCACCGCUUCAGUGAUGAAAUAGACAAGUUGACCGGCUACAAGACUCAGUCCAUCCUCUGCAUGGCCAUCUGCAACAGUGAUGGAGAGGUCAUAGGUGUCGUGCAGGCAAUCAACAAGAACCCCAUGGGCAGCCCCUUCACUGAGGAUGAUGAGAAGGUGCUGCAGAUGUAUCUGCCAUUCUGUGGAAUAUCGAUUUCCAAUGCCAAGUUGUUUUCAGAGUCUCGCAAGGAGUAUGAAAGGAGCAGGGCUCUGCUGGAGGUGGUCAACGACCUGUUUGAGGAGCAGACCGACCUGGAGAAGAUUGUGAGGAAGAUCAUGCAGCGAGCUCUGACCCUCUUGCAGUGUGAACGCUGCUCUGUGCUUCUCCUGGAGGACAUCGACUCACCUGUUGUAAAGUUCUCCAAGACGUUUGAACUCAUGUCGCCCUUGUGCAACUUGGACCGUGACAUCAGCUUGGAGAAGCUGUCGUGUUCUGAUUGGCUGAUCAAUAACAGCAUUGCUGAGCUGGUGGCUUCCACGGGACUGCCCGUUAACAUCAGCGACGUGUGUCAGGACCCACGCUUUGAUGCUGAGGCGGAUCAGGCCUCAGGGUUUCACAUCAGAUCAGUGUUAUGUGUCCCGAUCUGGAAUCGAACUCAUCAGAUAAUUGGGGUCGCACAAAUUCUGAACCGACUGGACAGGAAGACUUUCAACGAUGCAGAUCAGAGACUGUUUGAGGCAUUCGUCAUUUUCUGUGGACUUGGAAUAAACAACACAAUGAUGUACAAUCAGGUUAAGAAGACUUGGGCCAAGCAGUCUGUAGCACUGGAUAUGUUGUCCUACCAUGCUACCUGCUCCAAGGUAGAAGUGGACAGACUCAAGGCAGCCAAGAUCCCCCUGAGCAGUGAGUUAGGCAUCGAUGAGUUUUACUUCAACGACUUCUCUUUGGACAAUGACGCCAUGAUCACUGCGUCACUGAGAAUGUUUCUGGAACUUGGUGUCGUGCAAAAGUUUAAAAUUGACUAUGAGGUUUUAUGCCGCUGGCUCCUGACUGUGAGGAAGAACUAUCGGACUGUGGUGUACCAUAACUGGAGGCAUGCUUUCAAUGUGUCCCAGUGCAUGUUUCUUAUGAUCACAACAGCCAAUUUUCAAGAUGUCCUGUCUGAGGCAGAGAUACUGGCCCUGAUGGUUGGCUGCCUUUGUCAUGACUUGGACCACCGAGGCACCAACAAUGCCUUUCAAGCCAAGACAGGUUCGGCUCUGGCUCUGCUCUAUGGGACGUCAGCCACGCUGGAGCAUCAUCACUUCAAUCACGCUGUCAUGAUCCUACAAAGUGAGGGUCACAAUAUCUUUGCAAACCUCUGCUCUAAGGAAUACAGCAAUAUGAUGCAACUAUUGAAGCAGGCUAUUCUCUCCACAGACCUUACUUUGCACUUUGAGCGCAGGAACAAGUUCUUUGAGUGUGUUCUCUCUGGAGACUACAGCUGGACGGAUGAAGAACACCGAGAAGUUCUCAGGUCUAUGCUGAUGACAGCAUGCGACCUGGGCGCCGUCACACGUCCUUGGAAGAUCUCCAAACAGGUUGCAGAGCUGGUGACGAGUGAAUUCUUUGAACAAGGUGACAGGGAGAGGUCUGAGCUGAAGUUGACCCCAGCAGCCAUAUUUGACCGUAAUCGCAAAGAUGAACUACCAGUGUUACAGCUGGAGUGGAUAGAUGGGAUCUGUAAGCCGCUUUACCAGUCCCUGCUGAAGCUCAACAUGAAGUUGGAGCCAAUGGUCGAACAGAUUGAUGCCAAUCGAAAGAAGUGGCAGGAUCUCUGUUCGACCUAUCAGCAGACGUGCUCUGGGUCCAAUGAGAGCACGGAAUCAGAUCACAGUCCCGAGCCCCACGAGGAGGCAGAGACCAAUCAACACCACGAGUCCACAGAGUCUGUGAGGCCUGUUGAAAACGCCAAGUUUGGAUCCAAGUCGAAGUGCAGCCAGGGUCUGAGGUGCAGAGAGAGCGAAGAGUGCUGUGACGAUCAGUCAGCUGACAGCACGACACCUGCAGGAAAGAAGUAAAGCACGCAAAGUGUUCAAAUAUGUUUAUCCAUUCUAAUGACUCGCAUGGGACUUUUCCCAUAUGCAUCCUGUGAUUUUCUAAUGCUCUACAUGCACUAACCAAAAGUGUGUCACUGUGUUAGACUCAGGAGCGGGAAUAAUUCCUGUUUAUCACACUCUAAAGGGCAGUUUCCCGUAAUAUCUAUCUAUCUAUCUAUCUAUCUAUCUAUCUAUCUAUCUAUCUAUCUAUCUAUCUAUCUAUCUAUCUAUCUAUCUAUCUAUCUAUCUAUCUAUCUAUCUAUCUAUCUAUCUAAAGACAUCUAAGAGUGAGGGUCUGAUGAAACCAAAGAGGGCCAUGUAUAACAGUAAUGCUUUUGAAUGGGAACUGCCUCGAACACACUCUCUCCCCUUGCCAAUGCCUUUACGAAACAAAAGGAAUCACUGUGAUUUCUCCCUGUCACUUAGAUUGCUGCCAUUAUGAAUGUAGACCAGAGCUCCGAGCUUGUUCCUGAAUGUUUCUUACCGAUAUGCUUUCUUACCUCAGUUGCAAACCUUUGGCUGCAUGGCGUUGUUUUCUGUUACCUGAGCCUCCAGCCGUCGACUUUCUGUGGUCUUGUGUAUUACUGUAUGUUUGCAUCAUGUGGGUGUACACCCUCCUACUUCCUUGGAAAGUGAUGACACAGAGGAUUACAAAGAGGAAGAUACAUUAUUUUGCUUCUUAAAGUAACUGGUUUACUCUUUUUGGAAAAUGUAUUGUUUCUAACUAUAGUGAUUUUUUUAUUUUUCACCCAAGUGAGACAAACACAUACUUGUAAAUCUAUUCAUUUGCCUAAAGCCUAAUGUACUUUCUUGUUACAUGUGCCAUUGACUUUAUAAAUAUGCAUCAGCCGAGCAAAGUUGAGCUCAUUUCAUUCUCCAGUUUAUCUUUAAACCGCACACAACAGCAUGAAAAACAUCUACGAGCGUUAGCGCUGCUUAUAGAAGAUUUCAUUAUUGUAGAGUAUAAACUGUGUUUCUUUAGUUUGUGAUUCACCAUCACUAAUUCAGACCGGACCGCAUGCUGAUUAUGUUCAAACUGCAUGUAUCAUAUUUGAUGUAUAGACACUGGACUUUAUCUCGAUGCCUUUGAAUGCCCUAUGAGAUUUGCUUUGCAUGAAACUGCUGUAAAGGUAAAUACCAAGUGUUGUAACGUGACAAUAUUGUUGCUGUACUAUUACUUUUGUCAUUGAGGACGGAUAAAGAUUUCUAUUUUCGAUCACAGACUGUACCAAAAUUAUACAUUCGUUAUUUUUCAUACACCGGACUAUAUUUAUGCAAGAUGUAGAAUUGGCAUUUUCUCCUGCUAUUUAUACACAGUCUAAAAACAGCUUCUCAGAGAAGACAGGGAUGUGUCACAUUUUAGAUAAAAGGGAGGAAAUUGACUCCAGAUGAGGUUUUGUGAAUAAAAUGCUGUGACAUUGAAA